Messenger RNA from Vicia villosa (hairy vetch), 1350 nucleotides. RefSeq names its product protein FAR-RED IMPAIRED RESPONSE 1-like. The record is from RefSeq and is a predicted model, not a curated record. The coding region runs from base 1 to 1350 and encodes 449 amino acids. Lineage: Eukaryota; Viridiplantae; Streptophyta; Magnoliopsida; Fabales; Fabaceae. Gene Ontology annotation, molecular function: zinc ion binding. The transcript has 5 exons.
AUGUAUGUUCAGAAUAAAAGCAGUCUUGUUGAUUUCAUGCACGGUUUCGAAAGAGCUGUAAAAGAAUACAGGAAUAAUGAGUUAAUAUCUAAUUUUAAAACGUUCUAUUAUGAUCCCGUGUUAACAACUAAAUUGGAAGGGCUGGAGCUUGAAGCUACAAAGAUUUUUACUAGGAAAAAAUUUAAGGAAGUUCAAGAUGAAAUAGAAGAUGCGAUCAAGGUAAAUGUUAUCGAACGGUCUGAGCUCGAAAAUGUUGUGAAUUUUAAGAUGAAUAAGUUUUGCAACAAAAAUUAUACAUAUAUAGUUCAUCUUGAUAGGGCACAGAGUAAAUUUUUAUGUGAUUGUAACUUGUUUGAACGGGUAGGAAUUCCAUGUUCUCACAUCAUUUGUGACAUGAGGCACGAGCACAUGAACAUAUUUCCAAAUAGUUUGAUUUGUAAAAGGUGGACCAAAUCAGCAAAAGAUGAUUACAUAUUGUCAAUGUCUUCUGAAGAAUGUGAUGAUGAGAAAAUGGUCAUGCUCCGUCGAGGGACUAUGUCUUCAGCGCUCAAUAGUUUGUGUGAUAUUUCUUGUAAACAUCCAGAUGAUUUUAAAGAGGCUAUGAAGGGGAUUUAUGGUUUGUGUGAGAAAAUAAAGAGACGUCGUGAUGAAAAUGGAAAUCAUAAGACUAAUACAAAUGUUAUUAAUGAUCCCAUUAUGACCAAGACUAAAGGUGCUCCUCGUAAGAGCAAAGGCAUUCCUCGCAAGACUAAAGGUGCUUCUCGUAAGACAAAGGGUGUCCCUCGUAAUACCUGUCACACAAAGCAUAAGUAUCAAGAUAUAGGUGAACAUGAUGCUCUACAUGAAGUUGACAAAGGCUCUGUUGCAAUAUCAAAUGUAGGGGGUGAGAAAAAGGAUUAUGGUAGUCAGGAGAAGAAAAAAGAUGUUGAUGUUGCUUGUUCAAUGAAAGAAUUUAUCAAUAAAAGAACAUUAAAACAUAUUGAAAAUGAAGACAUUGGCCAAUCAAACGAGAACAUGUCAAACAUACCUACUACUUUGGAAAAUAAUGUUCACGGGUGCGGUCUUAUAUAUGGUAUACCCUUUGUUAAAAUAGAAGGCCAAAAUGUAAUAUGGAACCAUAGUUUAGGAUAUGCUCCUAAUUAUACUCUUGGUUCUAACGGUAUUCCAGUUCAAAGUAUUCUAGUACCUACUCAAUUUCCACCAACAGUUAACUUCUCAUCAUCACACUUGAAUGCUCUUAUGUAUCCUAGACCACACAUUUUUCCUCAUAAUACAUCUUUUUUAGGUGUGCUGGAACAGGUUGAGAGUUCAGCAAAAAUGGCUUGCAAGAAAAAUGAUCCAUAUAAAUGA